Molecule: messenger RNA, 1073 nt
Organism: Theobroma cacao (cacao)
Lineage: Eukaryota; Viridiplantae; Streptophyta; Magnoliopsida; Malvales; Malvaceae
Source: RefSeq, a predicted model, not a curated record
GACACCACAGAUAAAAAAAAAAGAGGUGACAACGGCAAUUGGCUUCAAAAUCAAAUGGAAGAAGUGAUAAGCCUGAAGGGUUCUUCAAUGACUAUUCAUAUAGUGAUCAACGAUAUCUCUCUAUAGGGGAAACAAAAUUAUUAUGUGGGCUUGUUCUCUUUUGGAAAAACCAUGCAAUUCUUUGACCAUUGUUAAUAUUUUAAGAGCCAAAGAGCAGCAAAAAGGGUACUUGUGAGAAAAAGUAGGGAAAAGAGGGAAAGGCAAAGCAUGGCGAGGGCUCCUUGUUGUGAGAAGAUGGGGAUGAAGAAAGGACCCUGGACUCCUGAGGAAGAUCGGAUUUUGAUAUCUUACAUUCAAAGACAUGGCCAUGGAAAUUGGAGGGCACUUCCAAAACAAGCUGGUUUACCAAGAUGUGGAAAGAGUUGCAGGCUUCGGUGGAUAAAUUACUUGAGGCCAGACAUUAAACGAGGAAACUUCACCAGUGAGGAACAAGAGACUAUCUUUAAGCUGCAUCAAGUUCUUGGAAAUAGAUGGUCGGCCAUUGCAGCAAGAUUACCAGGGCGAACAGAUAAUGAGAUCAAGAACUAUUGGCAUGGUCAUUUGAAGAAGAAACUUAAACAAGCAGCGGCUGGAUCGAUGGACUGCAAAGCAAUCAUGGAAGCAAGAAUAGCGUUACACCAUCAGAGAGAUCAAAGUCCUGGCCUGAUGAAGCCAUCGAUUUCCUCACAACACUCUCCGGAACCAACUUGCUCAACAUCAACACCUAAGCCGGAGACUGAAGAAUUAGCCUUGACGGGGGAGCAACAUGGAGCUGUGCAGGAGUCUGCAGGAGUUCAGUUUCCAUUCUCUCAUGUUUCAAUGGUGGAAACCAUGAAGAACAAUGGCCCCAAUGUUGAUGGUAACAGGGAUUUUUGGUACAAACUUUUCAUGGAAAACUCGAAUGAAGCCCAUGGAAAUUUGGGAUAAGUUUGGGUAGUUUUCCAAAUUACCCAUGUUUUUUUAAACGUCAUUUUCUCCUUCAUUUGUAUGUUUCUUUGUGUUUAUACAGCCAUGCCAGUAAAAUUUGGCCAAUA